CUCUUCCUGGGCCGGUGCCUCUGAGUGUCUUCGGCAUGGCGCUGCACAUGGUUCUUGUCGUUUUGAGCCUCCUGCCCUUGUUGGAAGCUCAGAACCCAGAACCUGCCAACAUCACCCUAGGCAUACCUAUUACCAAUGAGACCCUGAAAUGGCUCUCAGACAAAUGGUUUUACAUGGGAGCAGCUUUCCGAGACCCCGUGUUCAAGCAGGCAGUUCAAACGAUACAGACGGAAUAUUUUUACCUUACCCCCAACUUGAUAAACGACACAAUUGAACUUCGGGAGUUUCAGACCACAGACGACCAGUGUGUCUAUAACUUCACCCAUCUAGGAGUCCAGAGAGAGAAUGGGACCUUAUCCAAGUGUGCAGGAGCAGUGAAAAUCUUUGCCCAUUUGAUAGUGCUGAAGAAACAUGGGACCUUCAUGCUUGCCUUUAACCUGACAGAUGAGAACCGGGGGCUGUCCUUCUAUGCUAAAAAGCCAGACUUGUCCCCAGAGCUGCGGAAAAUAUUCCAGCAGGCUGUCAAAGAUGUGGGCAUGGAUGAAUCAGAAAUCGUAUUUGUCGACUGGACAAAGGAUAAGUGCAGUGAGCAGCAGAAGCAGCAGCUGGAGCUGGAGAAGGAGACUAAGAAGGAGACCAAGAAGGAUCCUUAGGCCAGGCAUGAACUCAGCUCUCUGAACUCCGGGGACUGUCCCCAUGCCCACUCUACCCCCACUCCUGUGCACCUCGAUUCUAUUUUCCACAAUAAUAAAGGUUUGGUUAAACAAUC
Molecule: messenger RNA, 769 nt
Organism: Rattus norvegicus (Norway rat)
Lineage: Eukaryota; Metazoa; Chordata; Mammalia; Rodentia; Muridae
Gene: Orm1
Product: orosomucoid 1
Biological process (GO): acute inflammatory response; regulation of immune system process
Cellular component (GO): extracellular region
Source: RefSeq, marked provisional